This is a messenger RNA of Alternaria incomplexa, 1410 nucleotides long. RefSeq lists its product as uncharacterized. The coding region runs from base 1 to 1410 and encodes 469 amino acids. The record is from RefSeq and is a predicted model, not a curated record. The transcript has a single exon. Lineage: Eukaryota; Fungi; Ascomycota; Dothideomycetes; Pleosporales; Pleosporaceae.
AUGUCACGAAUAUCGACAAAUCUACUAGAUCUGGAGCGGGAAAUAGAGAAUAAGAUAGUAGUGGUCGCUGAUUACGAGGAGGCGGUGGCGCGACUACACGACACGGUUGGAGACGAUUGGAAUUGGAUCCUCAAUACCACACUCCAGCAGGGUAAAGCAAGCCUAAAAGAAUUGGAGGAUCAGUAUAUGCGCAUUGCGUUGAGGCACCAUGGUCGACGUCUUCACGAAGAUUCCUACGUACCGACAAUCUCAAUCUCAGAACUCAGGCGAGUCAUCUAUGCAGAGUCAGACGCUUGGGAUGAUCUGGUCGCUCACCUGAACACAUGGGAAAGGAUUGACGACAAAAGGAUACGCCUGGAGCGGGAGCUUCGCGACAAGCAGCAAUCCAAGCAACGAAGCGUGGUCCGGGAGAUCCAGGACGACAUCAGGGACAAUACAGAGAGGCUUGAAGGGAUAGGACUCGAGUGGCAGCACCUUCUAGCAAGAGCAUAUAGAAAGAUGACGGCGGCGAAUCGCGCAGCAAAGAGUCAUCUAAAAGAGCCAGGCUUUGGCAGAUGGGCUCCUGUGCCUGCGCCCGUCCCAGUCACUGCUACACCCGAAUCUGCUAGCAUCGCAGUCGCUGAUGCUUCCACACCAACAACUGUCGCAAUCACCGCUGCGCAAGUCAGGGUCUCAGACAUACCUGCCCAGGUGGAAGCUGCCGCUAGAGAUAUACAGAUGAGCACAGCUUCUGGUGUUGUGACUUCAGGUUCCAGAACCAAGACCGCUAUCAUCAAGUUAGACGAGAGACUGUCGAGCCUCAUACUCUGUCCCCGACUGAGCCAAUAUGCAGAUGUCAAGCCCGUUCCCCAGGAAAAUUUCAGUGUCGGUGACAUCGGCUGGUUCCCUGUUCUGCGUCCCUCCUUGUCGGUGUCUUCCUCAGACAUCCACACUGAGUUCGGUUACAUUUGCGCCAAAUCAUAUCCAGUCGUCAUUGUGGAGUACCUGGAUGACUGCAUGUUGGGUCUGAUCAUCUCCACGUCACAUGGAAACGGUUUGCGGUUGAAAGGCGAAUCUGUUAGAGAUCGAAGCGUCCCCGUCGUCGACCAGUCUUCACGUUUCCCCGUACCCGACCCGUCUAAUUGGGGCGCCGAUCUUUCUCCCAGGCAAACAAUUCGUGUCGAGAACCUCAAUGGUCAAUAUCGUCCUCCCGCAAGCGCUUACAUCGACAUGCUAAAUGCGAUCAUGAUACCUUAUGACUCAAGGUUUCAAAAGGAGGGGGCUAUAGUGAAGGACGACGUUCUUGCUUUGCAGCGUAUGAGACUGUCGGCUCUCCUUAUGAACUCUGACGCUGGAGGAUUUGGAAGUUGCAGCAGUCUCUGGAAUUACUGGACAGGAUGGUUGAGAGACGUGACUGGCUUUGAAAAUUAA